AACAUGCUCGUACAAAGCAGAGCACCGAGGCAUUGACAAACUCAGCAAGAUCUCUUCGUCUGCCUUCCCUGAAUUGCUUUUGUAUCUACAGUGCUUUGCUUCUAUUGUGUCCCAGAUUAUAAGAUGGGAUGUACCACAGGCCACUUCACCUGUCAACCGCAGACAACAGCGGCUCCAACCUUGGAAAGCCAGUCACAAGAAGGAGGACCCAAAGUCCCCGAGGUCCUGUCAUCUCUUGAGAGACUCUCGCAGGCUACGGGAGGGAUGGAGAAGUCCUGGUAUCGCUGCAUCUUUCCUUUUGGGAUCAUCUCACUGGUGAUUGGAGUUGCUGGAACGGGGGUGACAUACACCUAUAAUGAUCUCCCGCAGACUAAAGUGGUGUCUGUGAUCCUGCUGAUUGUGGGUCUUGUCUUGGUACUGAUGGCCACGGCUUGCUGGACUGUCCACAAGAAGAAGCGCAGGAAAAAGAAGGAAGGGGGUUCGUUCAGCUCUGAACAGUGUCCGCUCUGAGAGCGCCUCAAAGCUGGAUAAAACAGACCCUUUAGCACCCAGAUCUUCAGGUAUAUGAGGACAGGCUGUGGAGACUCCAAUACAGCAUUGAGGGUUCAUCGGAGGGAGUCACACAUGCAGUUUACCGUCGCUCAGCAGGUGUCUGGUAUCAAAACAACACACAUACACACACACACAGGACACUUAACACUAACUGCGAGCUGCUCUCGGAGCCACUGCUGCCGUCAGUGCCGCUGUCAGUCUCCUGCAUUCCUGGAGAAGCGGGCCAGCAAUCGGACACCGCCACGAAAGAGGAGUUCACCUCCGUCACCGUCGCACGUCAUUCGUCCGUCCCGGUGACACCGUAGCAAUGUGGGAGCUUUUUUACCCCAAGUGGAACUUGAACCUGCGUCUGCUGGCUUCAACCGGCAGCUGCGGAUCAGGAUGGGAGGGAAAAAGCGCGGACUGGAGAGGUCGAGAAUGCAUCUGAGUGUGUGUGCGUAUGUGCUGAUUUUGGUGGUUUACAAGGACAUACGUUUGUAUUAUAACGUAAGUGAGUUUUUCCCUAAAACAAGCAAAAUAAUCUUGUUUUUUUAAAUUUUGACAUAAUAUAUCUCAAAAUAAUCUUAUUUUUUUAUUUUGAUGUAAGAUUAUUUUGCUUGUUUUAAGGAAAAAUUCACUUGAUUUUGACUUAUGGCAUGGUAUGACCUAGGUAUUACAACAUUAUUUGGUAUUACCUAGGCAUUGCAGCACAUAUGCUUACUCCAUUGGCAGAUUAUUUUGCUUGUUUUAAGUAAAAACUCAAUUCAUUUUGACUUGUGACCGAGGUAUUACAACACUGAGGUUGUUUAUGAGGACAUGUCUGAUGUCCUUGCAGUUAAAAAUCAUACCUAAUGGGGUCUUUUGACAUUCAAAGUUUGCUACAGUUCUCCUGUUAGGUUUAGAGGUAGAGUUUUUUACAGUAUAAAAAACAUUACGCCUAUAGAGAAUCCUUAUAAUCCACCAAUACCAGCUUGUGUGUGUGGGAUGGACGGACUAGAGAGACAAGACACCUGUUCAGCCUCUUUCGCUGUCAACCCUCCGUCAAUCGUAGCCUCUAAUGAUUUAAGACAAGGGUGCAGCACCUGGGGUCUCAUUUAUAAACAUGGUGUACGCACAAAAAAUGGUCUAAAAAGAAAAACAAACCUGAUUUAACUGAAAUAUUGACUUUAUUGAAUCACUUUAAAUAAUAAUGUAAGAGAUGAAUAAAUAAAUGAAGAUUUAUUUUGGCGUACGUUCACUUUUACACUCAAAAUUGUAUGCUUGCUGCUUGUUCUAGCUGAAAUAAGCUGAAACAACACAAUUCUUGACAUUUUUUCUGGACAACUUAAUAUUUUUAUGUUCAAUCCACUUAAAUUUGUUGCUUUGGCUUAAUAAAUUUGUGUAGGAAAGUUUCUACACUGUAAAAAAUGCUGGGUUCCACUUAAUUCCUUCAUGUUGUCCCAACACAAAUGGGUUAACUUAAUUGUUUUAACAAUCUAAGUGGAUUGAACAUAAAACAAUUAAGUUGUACCAAAACAACCUUAAGAAUGGUGUUGUUUCAACUCACUUUAAAUAAGUAGUUCGAAAAGCAGGGGAAAAUAUCAUUGUUUGAGUGAAUAUGCAAAGUUUUACAAAUGAGACCCCUGAUAUUGAAGACACAAAACUCCAAGCUCAGUUUUAAUGGGACUUUUACACAGUGUAGAUUGUGUGAGUGAGUGUGUGUGUGUCUGGCAAAUCCAGGACUCCUCAAGAAGCUCAUAUAGUCGGUAUUUGGAAAAUCAACCACAGAGGAAUGUUAUAAUGACACUGUUUAAAGAAAGGCGAGCAAGCCGAAGGGCCUUUUGUUCUGAGACAGCCUGAGAAGAAAAUUCAUUUCCUGUCUGACAGAUUACAGGAUUACUAGGGGGAGAAAAAAACGCCACAAAGGGUACAUGAGAAGUCAAAAGUGUCUGUUUUGCUUUUGUUCCAGUGCCUUGAGCAAGCGAUAGCAUGGUACAGUACCUGAGCUCUGUUUUAUCCCUCUGUCUCUCUCUUUUUUCCUUUUUCCAGUGCCAGCUUUAAAACUCAAACUCAGCUAUUUUGGCAUGUCCCCCCCCAAAAAAACAACAUGCGUAAAUAUGUCGUCGCUUUGACCUGGUCAGUGUCCACAAAGGCUGUAGCUUACAUCCGUUUUCACAAUGGGAAUACUGCUUAUUUACACUGCCUUGAUCUGGGAAGCGUUUGGCACGUUUUGUUAUGGAUACAAUGGGUGGGUAGCGGAUGGUCAAUUAAAGGCACAGUGCAACUAAAAAUGAAAGUUCUGUCAUCAUUUUACUCGACCCAUAUGCUGAAAUGUGAUAUAUGACUGUAUAUAUAAGCAUAUAUAUAUAAAAUUAUCGCUAAUAUAUGAAGAUAUAUUUGUAAAUGGGAUAUUACGAAAUUGUAGCUAAUAUAUUUGUAGUAUAUAUGACUUAUAUAUUAUAUAUGUGGGGCUAAACUUCUAUUUUUGGAACAGCCUUUGAUUUUAGCACUUUGGGAUUCUCUAUGAAUAUGAAGUGUGUUAUAAAUAAAAUGCAUUAUUGUUAUGAUUAUAUGUGAUUUAUAACAAUCUGAACUUCUAUGUCAGAUCUGUAAUUGCAUAUAGAUUGCUGUAUUUCAGAUUUCUACACUGCAAAAAAGUUUUUUUUGUCUUAUUUCUGGUCCAAAUAUCUAAAACUUCUUAAAUAAAGAAGCAUUUUCUGGAAAAGCAAAACAUAUUGUCUU
Molecule: messenger RNA, 3252 nt
Organism: Danio aesculapii
Lineage: Eukaryota; Metazoa; Chordata; Actinopteri; Cypriniformes; Danionidae
Product: transmembrane protein 100
Exons: 1
Coding region: 124-510 (128 amino acids)
Biological process (GO): cellular response to BMP stimulus
Source: RefSeq, a predicted model, not a curated record